This is a messenger RNA of Sphenostylis stenocarpa, 351 nucleotides long. The record is from the annotation of a GenBank genome assembly. NCBI's taxonomy places the organism in Eukaryota, Viridiplantae, Streptophyta, Magnoliopsida, Fabales, Fabaceae.
AUGAGGAAGCGAAGGUCAACUGAGAAUAAAAGCAAGUCAUUGGAGUUCUCGUCACGAUUCAGAUCGCAGAGAAACAAACACUCCAAUUUCAGAGUCACUGCAGAGAGAGAGAGAAGCAUGGAAGGUGAAUUUUGCGAGUGCAGACCAUUGGGUUUCGUGAUUGGAUCACCCUUCGCUCUGCUUUCAUCGGUUUUUUGUCCUGUGGGUGCUAUCAUCUGGCUUCUUGGGUCAAUAUUGAGUUGCUUGUGUCCAUGUUGCAAAGGUUGUGGAGAAUUGAGCAACGUUGGUGUGGGUCUUGUAAAGUUUCCAAUUAAAGUUCUUAGAUGGUUCAUAGAUUGUAUUCCUUGCUAG